Messenger RNA from Brassica napus (rape), 1087 nucleotides. Its product is annotated as protein DOWN-REGULATED IN DIF1 11-like. NCBI's taxonomy places the organism in Eukaryota, Viridiplantae, Streptophyta, Magnoliopsida, Brassicales, Brassicaceae. Bases 23 to 556 code for a protein of 177 amino acids. The record is from RefSeq and is a predicted model, not a curated record. The transcript has a single exon.
AAUAUCAAAAGCUAAAGCAAUUAUGGCAAAGUCUCUUCACAUUGCAAUCUUUGUAUCUAUAGUAAUGUUCUUCAUGUCAAAUUCAAUUUCUUCCCAGGAAAUUGAUCAAUAUUCACAAGAGGCACCAGGAGAUGUAAAGAUAUCUCCCACAUCGGAUUUUGAUAUUUACGUCGAAUCUCCCGAUGAAUCUCUAUUUGAAGAAGUCGAUUCACCCGCAAUGGAAUAUGAGAUGAAGUCUGGACAUGAUUACACAGACAAACAACUCGGUUUUCUUGAGGCUUGCUUUCAAAAUCUAAACUCAUUAGACUGUGUAGAUAAUAUUUCCAAGAACAUGUUGGAUGAGGCAGCACAAGUAUUGUCAAAUGAAUGUUGUCAUGAUCUAUUAAAAAUUAGCAAAGAUUGUUACCUAGGAAUGACUCAAAUCCCUUUAUUGAGUUACGAGUAUAGAUUUAUUGCGUCUAAGGCUAUUCCCAAAAGUAAACAAACAUGGAACGAUUGUGUUCAUAGAGUUGAGAACCAGAUUGGCAACCCGAUCGCUUUUGAGGAACUACACUAAUUGAUGUUCCGGUGUGCUGAUGUUUUAUAUAUGUGAUUUUGUAACUCAGGCAUUAUGAGACUUACCAUUAUAUAAAUAAAGCUAAAGAUCUUUUGCAGAUCUUAUAUUAGUAUACGAGACUCGUUAGAGUUACAUGAAAGCUGAAUCAACUAUCAACAUUGGUGGUAUUAGUCUUUAGGUUUCUUUAAUGGAUAUAGAUGUCUGGGGACAACGCUAGCAGCUCUUAGUAAUUCUUCAUAUUUAUGGACUAUGAGCUCUUCGCUCUAAAUUACACAAUCCGACCCACCAUUCCAGAUAUCCACUCACAAACCCAGUAGAGUUACAGUCUCUAUUGCACUUCUCAUUGCAUUCCUUCAGCCUGAUUCUUUUAUCCACGAUGGUUAUACUUGUCUCUGACAACGAUCACGUUCCUCAAGAGCCAAAAACCAUCUGUGUCGCCGCAGCUCAGUGGCGAGCCUCUCAAACAACCAUUGAACACAUCUACCAAAGCCAAUGCCAUGGCAUUCUUGGGAAUGAAUCUUGGGAAUGAAA